Messenger RNA from Hippocampus zosterae (dwarf seahorse), 611 nucleotides. It is a transcript of the gene psmg4, whose product is annotated as proteasome (prosome, macropain) assembly chaperone 4. The record is from RefSeq and is a predicted model, not a curated record. Bases 16 to 390 code for a protein of 124 amino acids. The transcript has 3 exons. Gene Ontology annotation, biological process: proteasome assembly. NCBI's taxonomy places the organism in Eukaryota, Metazoa, Chordata, Actinopteri, Syngnathiformes, Syngnathidae.
CACACACACGCAACAAUGAGUGGAGCCCAAAACGGGGACUUGUGGGAUCCUAUUUCGGUUCACAACUUUUCGGAGCGAUUUAUGGAGCAGACGGUUCACUUUCACGUCAUGAAGCUCAGCGGCGCCUUUUUCAUCUGGGUUGGCUCGAGUCCGCUUCUGUCCAACUUGGCGGUUUCAAUGAGCAGCAAAUACGACUCCAUGCCAUUAUCUACGUUAGUGAUGGGGGACCCUUCAGAUACGGCUCCAACGUCUUUGGCACAGAGAUUAGCAAAGAAGACCAAAAAGCAAGUCUUUGUUAGUUACAGCCUUCCAAUGACCAACUCCAGCCUCUCUCUGCUGGUGGAAAACCGAAUCAAAAAGGAGCUUGAGCUUCACCCGGAGAAAUUUUGAUUUUUUUUUUUUCACCGCGCUUGUUUUGUAUGUCCCCAGACCGGAACCGCAGGUUGUUCUCCCAUCUCACGUGUUGCACUGACAUCCACCACACAUGAUGACGUCCAGUGUUUGUUUGUUUUUUUUAUUGACACAAUAAAUUAGGUGAUUUUAUUAUCAAAACAUGUAAGCCUAUGGCUUUUGGUAGAAAUGCAUCAUUAAAAAAUAAGACUUAAAAAGCA